AUGCCUACAACCACCUUGUUAUUGCUUCUUGCCUUAACUUCAAAUUGUUUCGCUGAUAUCUAUCUCCAUAAUCCCCGUGGUAGUAAUAAUCGCCUCAAUGAGAAAUCAGCGAAUCGACGAAAUGCAAAUCGAUGCUUUGACUCUCAAAACAACAAUCGUGGAGGUUACAACGUUGGCGACAAAACUAAUCAAGCCUUUACUGCUGAGACGGGACAACAUCGUAUGCGAUAUUUUCAGAGCGGUCCCACUAGUGGUCGCGGAAAAUCCACUCUAUUAUUGGAAUGGACUAAUCAACAUGGCUGUGGUGGUAAUGAAGAUACUGAUCCACAUAAGGUCAAUUGUAAUCUAGUUAUGCAGUAUAUGUGCCAACCGCAACAAGGAGGACCUGCUGAUGACCGGGAUAAACUCCGCAAUGGCGCUAACACACUUCGACAAGAUUAUUCACCAUUAAAUAAUGCUCGGGAACUAAGAACAGAAACUCAACAGCAAAAGCAGAAUAGGAAAAAUGGAAACGUAAAAUCUGAUCGAGCAUUGCAGGAAUCAUGGGAAUGGUAUGAUAAAUGUCGCAUCCGACAACGAAAUCAAGGGUUAUUUACGGCUGAUCAGAGAUUAAGGACAAACAAUGGCUUAGGCUAUAGCGCUGCAAUAUAUACUAGACAAAAUCCAAACGGUAACCGCUACGGUUAUGAAUGCCCAGAAGAACGUGACUACUAUCCAUAUUGGCAUCCAACUGAUUGGAAAGAUAUUGCUAUCAUGCCUUUUAAUACAUCAUUAUGUAAUUGGUAUCAAAGUGAAAGUUUCAACGUUAAAAAGCAGUUUGAGUGUAUUGAAAAUUAUCCUAACAGCAACAAUGUAAGACAUCGAUCACGGUGGAAUAAUGAAGCUGAUUGUCAAUCUAAUGGAGGACAGUGGAUCGGCUUUACUAAUUACCUUGAAUACGCACCACAAUUGACGACCGAAACUGCAUGCAAUGCCGCUAAUGGCAAUGCUGCUAGUCCACGAUAUAUUUGGGGUAUUCCACAUGAUGCCCUUGCAACUCGAUUGCAAUCACGAUGUCUUGUUGCUUUACCUGCUCCGGAUUGUGUUACAGCACCAUGGACGCGUGAUAAUCAUCUCGGAAAUACACGUGUAGGCCAAGCUUCUCGAUACUUAUGGACAUUGCCUCACUUUCCAUCAGGAAAAGAACAUAAUUGUAUCAUAAGAAUUCGAUAUAAUAUCUCCACUGACGAUUAUGAUCCUUUCAAAACAAAUUCAAGCCAUAAUGAAAAUAGAGUAUUGGGUAUUCAAUCGCCUGUUCAACAAAACCCUAAUAUCGACAUUGGAGCCGGCAACUCACCCCUACGCUUGGCGAUUAACACAGCGCAAUAUGGCCGUACGUUUCAAGAUCGUUCCCACGUUAUAAAAUUAAUGCCCCGUCCAGCUGGACUCGAGUCUUCAACUAUCCAUAACAUCAACGUACGCGGCAAGCGUGGUAAUAUCGUGCAAACAUAUCCAGCUGUUGAAUAUGAUUUUAUACCAAACGAUAUAAAAAUUAAAGCUAAUGAUUUAAUCCAUUUUCAAUGGGCAGGCUCUAACACCCACAAUAAUGGCAAUCCAGCGGGCGACGGACAAGCUGGCGAUGCCGGUGAAGGCACACGAGGAACGGACAGGAAUAAUAUUGCCCAAAUUCGAGAUAAAAUGGAAAAUUUCCCUGUUCCCUUUGAAAACAGUACUUUAUGGAAGAAUGCUGAGUUAAUAUGGUCUGGUGUAGGACAACCGUCUUCUUCAUCUAGUGAAGAUAUCGCUGUCACUAUGGCAAGUGCAGAAGAUUUAUUCAUGCAUGUUUGCCUUAAAAUAUAA
Messenger RNA from Trichoplax adhaerens, 1839 nucleotides. RefSeq lists its product as uncharacterized. The record is from RefSeq and is a predicted model, not a curated record. Lineage: Eukaryota; Metazoa; Placozoa; Uniplacotomia; Trichoplacea; Trichoplacidae. The transcript has 9 exons. The coding region runs from base 1 to 1839 and encodes 612 amino acids.